Messenger RNA from Dendrobium catenatum, 810 nucleotides. RefSeq names its product ras-related protein RABA1d-like. The record is from RefSeq and is a predicted model, not a curated record. The transcript has 3 exons. NCBI's taxonomy places the organism in Eukaryota, Viridiplantae, Streptophyta, Magnoliopsida, Asparagales, Orchidaceae. Gene Ontology annotation, cellular component: endosome. The coding region runs from base 143 to 799 and encodes 218 amino acids. Gene Ontology annotation, molecular function: GTP binding; GTPase activity.
AAUUCGAAAAGGAGCGCUCGGUCGGGCGGUGGCUCAGAGAGAUCCGAGGGGAUCGGAGGCACGGCUUUCCUUGCUUCGCUUUCUGCUGUGCAAGGUUUGGAUUCGUUGUUCUCUUCUGCUAUACUCGGUAGACGAAGAUAAGAUGGCUGGUUAUCGGGCGGAGGACGAUUACGACUACCUGUUCAAAGUGGUGCUGAUCGGCGAUUCCGGGGUGGGCAAGUCGAAUCUCCUCUCGAGGUUCACGAGGAACGAGUUCAACCUUGAGUCCAAGUCCACCAUCGGGGUAGAGUUCGCUACCAGGAGUUUGAAUGUUGAUGGCAAGAUCAUCAAGGCUCAAAUAUGGGAUACGGCUGGCCAGGAAAGGUAUCGAGCCAUCACGAGUGCUUAUUAUCGCGGAGCUGUGGGUGCAUUGCUUGUUUAUGAUGUCACCCGUCGAGUUACAUUCGAGAAUGUUGAGCGUUGGCUGAAGGAGCUCAAAGAACACACAGAUCCCAACAUUGUCGUUAUGCUUGUUGGAAACAAGUCCGAUCUUCGCCAUCUUGUAGCUGUUUCAACUGAGCAUGGUAAAGAAUUGGCUGAGAAUGAGUCUCUCUUCUUCAUGGAAACAUCCGCUCUUGAAUCAACCAACGUUGAAAAUGCCUUCUCUGAAGUUUUGACACAGAUCUACCGAAUUGUUAGCAGGAAAGCAGUUGAGACUGGAGAUGAUGCAGCUUCUGCUGUUCCCAGCAAAGGAAGACUGUUUGAUGGGGGCUAUUGGCAUCUCUGUGGUUCUGCUCUGAGUUCCUUUAUUAAUGGCUGAUUUUGUAUUUA